GGUGAGGAGGCAGAGGAAGGGUCUGUGCGCGUCACUGAUAGGAGGGCUGUAUUAGUGUGUAUUAUGGGUGUAUCGCACCGAGUGCUGUGCUGCUGUCGCCGAGAGAGCUUCACCUGCCGCCGCUGUUUCUCCGCUCAUGGACUAGUGGAGUAGUUCGGCACAUGACGGAGAGCAACGGGAAGCACGAGCCAAAGCACCAUCUACCUCGCUGCCUCAGCAACCACUGUAGAGUCGCUUAAGAGACGCUCGUUAUUUAUGUGUAUUUAUAUUUAUUUGUAACGCGCGCGUUUCGUAUCUGCAUUGCACUGAAUUUGGCGCCCCGAUGCUUUUACAUCAGUUCGUGAAUGGGACGCUGGAGACCAUGUAUCCCAGUGUUCAGAAAGACACGACUCUCACCAAGAUCUUCGUCGGCGGUCUGCCGUAUCACACCACGGACGCGUCGCUGCGGAAAUACUUCGAGACUUUCGGCGACAUCGAUGAAGCCGUGGUGAUCACGGACCGGCAGACGGGCAAGUCCAGAGGAUACGGCUUUGUCACUAUGAUAGAUAAAAGUGCAGCUGAGAGAGCUUGUAAAGAUCCCAACCCUAUUAUUGAUGGACGCAAAGCUAAUGUGAACCUGGCAUACCUCGGGGCCAAACCACGCAGCCCACUGACAGGAUACUCGACCGGCGUACAGCAGGUUCAUCCAGCCCUCAUCCAGAGGCAGUAUGGACUCAGCCAGCCGUAUGUUUACCCUCAGGCCUUCCUGCAGCCCAGUGUGGUUCUGCCCGCACAGGUCACCUCCAGCGCCUCGACCCCUUAUCUUGACUUCAGCACUGCCUACACUCAGUACGCCUCCUCGGCCUUUGAGCAGUAUCCCUACGCCCCCUCGCCAGGCUUUCUGAGCUACAUGUACCCUCCAGGCACCCCCGGGCCCUCUGCCACAAACAGCCCGGUCCCCACAGCCCUCCCCUCCAUCGGAGGAGCCCCCAGCUCAGCCUUCAUCCAGAUCCCUCCUCAUCAGCUCCACGCCGACCGCCUGUAGGUCAGGCCACAGGGACCCAGCGAGUAAGCUGAAAUUGCACUAGAACAUCAUCAUUUUGGGACAGGGAACUGUGACAUCAUCAGCCUGAGACUGGGGUCGAAUACAAAGGGCUUCAAGUUAUUCUGCUUUUCAUCAACCCUAAGUUUAUGGACUUUUACUCUGACUGGUUACUCUUUAUGAUUAAUAUUGAUAUAUUAUUGGUAGAAUAUUGUUGAAUUACCAAUAUUAGAUGAAUAAAUGGCAAAUUGAAGGGUUGUAAUGCAGACGGACCAAUGAAGGAGAAGAAACGAGAGGUUAUACACACACAACCGUUCAAAAGUUUGGGGUCUAUAAGAUUUUCUAAUGGUUUUAAAAGACGCCUCUAAUGCUCACCAACCCUGUAUUUAUUUAAUUUAAAAUACAGAAAAUAUUGUGAAAUAUUAUUACAGUUUAAAUUAACUGCUUUCUAUAUUAAUAUGUUUUAAAAUAUAAUUAAUUCCUUUGGUGCAAAGCUGAAUUUUUGCAUUUCUAAAUAUUAUCAUCAAUGUUGGAAACAGUUGUGCCGUUUCAUCCUUUUUGUAGAAACCUUUCUAAAGCAUUCUUUAAUGAAGAGAAAAUUCAAAAGAACAGUAUGUUAUUUCAUAUAGAAGUGUCUUUCUUUCAAUUUAAUGCAUCCUUGCUGAAUAGAAGUAUUAAUUUCGUUAAAAAAAAAAAAAGUUCUUGACCCCUAAAGUAUGAACGGUAGUGUGUAUAUAUAUGCCAUUAAGUGACAGUUUUUUAAGUUUUGAUGGUGUGCAUCUGUGCAGGAAUAUCUGUUAAGCACAAAGCCUUAGAGACUUCUCCAGUUUAUAUAUAAUAUGUGUGUGUUUAUAUAUAAUAUAUGUGUAUAGCUGUUCUUAUGAUACAAAUGUGCUUCCCUCUUUCUGAGCGAAAAUAUGUGAAUUUUUUUAACCAGGCUUUUUCCAAGAAUAGCUAACUUUUCUAGAAAUGUAGCAUUGCCAAGGAUUUGUAAUUCAGCUUCUCAGUGUCACCUAAAGUCUCUUCCAUCCGAGCAGUUCCUUUCCUUCUGAUUCCUCGCAACUUAAGUAGCUCCACGUACAUUAAUCCAGCAUUCAGUAACACACUGAUUCAAGAUGCUCUGUAGCUCGCCUGUCAAUAAUCCUGUGGAAAUAGACACAGAAUCACAGAGUAUUAAUCAUAUCCUAAUUCUGCUUCAUCUGUGAUGCUUUUUAGCCUCAGUUUUGGUCUGCUAAAAGGACAAACGAAAGAGUAUUGUGACAGAUGUCCGCGUGGUUGCUCCACGAAUGACACUACAGGACAACAGACCAUCGGGAACAUGCAGGAAAACUUGAGAAAGGUCUUGACUGAUGAAACGUUUGGACAGCACAAGAGGACAUUGCCAGGACAAUCGGUUUGUUUUCACAAGAACAGUGUUGUCAUGAAUCUGCCCUGAGACACUCGGCUCAAAAUAUGAAAAUACCUUACAGUGAAAGCCAUAAGACCAGAACAUGCAAAACAAGUAAUAAAGUCAAUUUGCAAAAACUGA
Molecule: messenger RNA, 2549 nt
Organism: Carassius gibelio (silver crucian carp)
Lineage: Eukaryota; Metazoa; Chordata; Actinopteri; Cypriniformes; Cyprinidae
Gene: rbm38
Product: RNA binding motif protein 38
Exons: 4
Coding region: 323-1024 (233 amino acids)
Cellular component (GO): cytosol
Molecular function (GO): RNA binding
Source: RefSeq, a predicted model, not a curated record